AUGAAUGAAAUAGACGAUAAAUUUUAUUAUGUCUACAGUUCAUCUUUGGACUACAAAGUUGAAAUUAAAAUAGGCACUCUUGAAGGGAAGCGCACAAAACCUGAGUAUGACAAACUACUGUCAGAUCCCAUGCUCAAAUUCUCUGGGCUAUACCAGGAAGGCUGUUCAGACUUAUAUGUCACCUGCCAGGUUCUAUGUGAUGGACUGCCUCUUGCACUGCCUGUGACUACAUCAUAUAAGGCCUUUACCAACAGGUGGAACUGGAAUGAGUGGAUUACACUACCAGUUUUCUUUAGUGAUCUGCCACGUAAUGCUAUCCUUGCUUUGACUAUCUAUGAUUGUGCUGGACCAGGGAAGGUCAUGAUCGUGGGAGGGACAACAAUAUCUCUCUUCGGAAAGCAUGGGAUGCUAAGACAGGGUAUGUUCGACUUGCGCGUUUGGCCCGGAGUGGAGGGGAGCGAGAAGACACCGGGGAAGGCUCCAGACCGCGGCAAGGAACAGAUGCAGAAGUUGGCCAAAUUGGCCAAGAAACACAGAAACGGACACAUGCCUAAGGUGGACUGGCUGGACAGACUGACAUUCAGAGAGAUCGAGAUGAUCAACGAGAAGGAGAAGCGCAGCUCUGAUUAUAUGUAUCUCAUGAUAGAGUUCCCCACAGUGCAGAUAGAUGGCAUCAACCAUGCAGUAGUGUACUAUGAACAAGAUGGCGACGAGAUGUACCAGUUUAGAGCUCAAGCGGAGAUUGUCACAGUGCCAGACUAUGAAAUCUUACAGGAGAACCUGGUGGAGAGCAAGCAGCACCGGCUGGCGCGGUGCGUGCGCGGCGCGUGGGGGCGCGAGGCCAAGCCCACGGCCGCCGAGCGCGACCAGCUCGCCGCGCUCGUGGCCGCGCCGCCGCGCCGCCACCUCGCCGCCGACGAACAGGACCUGCUGUGGAAGUUCCGUUUCUACCUUUCGUCGCACCGUCGUGCGCUGACCAAGUUCUUAGAAUGCGUAAACUGGAACCGGCCCGCGGAAGUGCGGCAAGCAUUGGCGAUGAUGAAGCAAUGGGCACCAAUGGACGUGGAAGAUGCUCUGGAACUAUUAACGCCCAAGUUCACGCAUCCAGCAGUUAGGAGGUACGCUAUCUCACGGCUGAAACAGGCGCCGGACGAGGAUUUACUGCUCUACCUGUUGCAACUUGUACAAGCUCUGAAGUACGAAGAUUUCAAUGAAAUUCAUAACGAAUAUGCGCGUGUCUGCGGGAAGGACGCGCCGAUAUUUUCUGAUUCCGAAGGGAAGCUCAUGCAGAGCACACACAGAGGCAGCCAGGCUAGCUUGCUAUCCGCAUCAGUAAUCACAAGUAGUGAAAUGACAGCGUCGAUAACGAGUAGACAGUCGAUCGAAACCACGACUGAAGAGUCACCAGCGGCCCACGAAGAUGCCUUCAAUACGGUGGAGGAGGCGAGCGAGGAAAGCUUGACCCUGGCGGGGUUCCUGAUCGAGCGGGCCUGCAACAACAGCGUGGUGGCCAACUACCUGUACUGGUACCUGCUCAUCGAGUGCGAGGACACGGACGCUCCCCGCCAGCCGCCCAGGCACAUGUACCUCAGCGUCAUGAAGACCUUCUCGCAGAAGCUGGCCAAAGGCAAUGCAGACCACCAACGAACCCGUUCCUUCCUGGCCAGACAGCAGGUGUUCAUAGACAAGCUAGUGAAGCUAGUUAAAACGGUCGCACGUGAAAGCGGUAACCGUAACAAGAAGGCCGAGCGCCUGCAACAACUGCUCGCCGAUCCGGACGCAUUCAAGUUCAACUUCACGAAUUUCGAACCGAUGCCGUUCCCUCUGGACCCCAACGUGACCAUUAAAGGCAUUGUCGCCAAGAAGGCGAGCCUGUUCAAGUCGGCUUUGAUGCCGUCGAAAUUGACCUUCCUGACCACCGAGGGCAUGGAGUACGAGGCGAUAUUCAAACAUGGCGACGAUUUAAGACAGGACCAGUUGAUAUUGCAGAUGAUCACGUUGAUGGAUAAACUGUUGCGGAGGGAGAACCUGGAUCUGAAGCUGACCCCGUAUAAGGUGUUGGCGACGAGCUCGCGGCAUGGCUUCCUGCAGUUCAUCGAGUCGGUGACGGUGGCGGAGGCGCUGGCUGCAGAAGGCAGCAUACAGAGCUUCUUGCGCCGUCACAACGCGGCCGAAGGCGCGCCCUACGGCAUCCGGCCCGAAGCCAUGGACACCUACGUGCGCAGCUGCGCCGGCUACUGCGUCAUCACCUACCUGCUCGGCGUUGGCGACCGUCAUUUGGACAACCUGUUGCUUCGUCGCUGUGGCGCGUUGUUCCACAUCGACUUCGGCUACAUCCUGGGCCGUGAUCCCAAGCCCUUGCCGCCGCCCAUGAAGCUCAGCCGCGAGAUGGUUGAGGCCAUGGGUGGAGUUCACUCGGACCACUUCCACGAGUUCCGCAAACUCUGCUACACUGCCUUCCUGCACUUGCGCAGACACGCCAACUUAAUGCUAAACCUAUUCUCGCUGAUGGUGGAUGCCUCAGUGCCAGAUAUUGCGCUAGAACCAGACAAAGCUGUCAAAAAGGUGCAAGAUAAACUGAGAUUGGACCUGGGCGAUGAAGAAGCAGUUCAUUACUUCCAGAACCUACUGGAUAUGUCGGUAACCGCGGUGAUGGCUGUGCUGGUGGAACAGUUUCACAAGUUUGCCCAAUAUUGGCGCAAAUAA
Messenger RNA from Parnassius mnemosyne (clouded apollo), 2706 nucleotides. The record is from the annotation of a GenBank genome assembly. NCBI's taxonomy places the organism in Eukaryota, Metazoa, Arthropoda, Insecta, Lepidoptera, Papilionidae.